This is a messenger RNA of Bacidia gigantensis, 2817 nucleotides long. RefSeq lists its product as uncharacterized. Gene Ontology annotation, biological process: regulation of synaptonemal complex assembly; meiotic cell cycle. Lineage: Eukaryota; Fungi; Ascomycota; Lecanoromycetes; Lecanorales; Ramalinaceae. The transcript has 8 exons. The coding region runs from base 1 to 2817 and encodes 938 amino acids. The record is from RefSeq and is a predicted model, not a curated record.
AUGGCUGAGAUGGACCUUGUGAAUUACUGGAACAACUUCCUGAAGAUAGCCUUCGAUAAUUCUCAAAAGGCUAUGUUGACGACAUGCACGCUUCAAAGUCAGAAUCCAGAGGCUAAUAAAGUGGACAUCAAAUGUUGCUUCUCCUUCACGGUACGGCGGGAUGCCCAGCAUAACAUCAAAGCAGGCUUUGCAAAGCGCCUGAUAGAAUCUCUGGAAAACAACACAAAUGCGUUAACAACUCCUGAGCUGCACAGCGCCGUCGAUGACCUCACUUCGCUUGAGAUUGUAUCUUCUGUCAAUUCUAAAUGCGAGCUUGACAAGCUUGGUACAGCACUAUGGAAUCUCACAACCAAACAGAGGGACUACUCAGAUGAGAAGAAAGACCUCCUUUGCCUCCGCAAAGUCUUGAAAUGCACCAUAAAGGCUGCCAAAUACAGUUUGGAUCGAGACCAAUUGAGCCUUGCAGAGGUAGCUGUGGAGAAGGCAUCCAUAUAUGAGGAGAGGCUGAGAGACCGCCAACACGAAGCAGGCCAGGUGCAACAACACUUGCUCCGCGAUUAUCUACUUCUCAGGAUCGCAUUGGCAUGGCGACAAGGCCGUCUCGACAUGGCAAAGCUCAUGUAUUCCAAAGUCAAAUCAACUUCGACGCCUUUAAAUCAAGCUUUUGCUGAGCAACUUGCCGAUCUCUUGUUCGAGGUUGCAAAGGAUCAAUCGAACAAGAGUGAUCAUGCUGCCGCUGUUGAUUGGUUCGAAGAUGCCUUGGACGAACUGUCAAGCCAUGAGGUAAACCAAUUAAGUAGCGACGGCAUUGAGCUGAAGAUGUGUACGAUGCAUUACCUGGUCAAGGCUCACAUAAAUGUCGGAAGCGCAGACCAUCGUAACAAGGCUUGGAACGUUGUCCAGGAACUUGAGCUUGAGUAUGGACAAAAGCUUACAAUUUCCUUAUUGAAACUAGAUCUUUACGCUUCGGAGCCAAACCCACAGCCUACUGAGUAUGCGAGCACACUGGAAAAGAUCGUACGGACCGUUCAUCUUACUGAAAUCAACAUCAAGACAGUCUUGCAUCACUUGUAUCGCCUCAGAUCGUGGUCUUCCUCACAAGCACUGAAUGUUCUCCUCAUCCUCAUCAAACAGAGGCUUUUGGACAGCGAGGAAGUGGCGUGGCUCGAGAAAGGACUAGUGACCAUGGUAUGGAUUGCCACAAGCUCGUCUGAGUCUCCAAACAUCCUUGAUGUCCUGAAGUGUCUAUUCGAUGAAGUCGUAGGCUCCCCAUUGAAGAUGAUCGGCUCUGUAGCAACGCAUACAGCUCAGAUGCUCAUGUGGAAAUCGAUAGAAUCAUACUAUCAGCAGCAACAAUACGAAGUCUCGAAGUCCUGGUGCCACUUAUCACUCCACAAUCUAUUCAAAAAUGCAGGAGCGAGGAAUGUUGGAAAAUUGCAGAGAAAGCUAAUUCUUUGCGCUCUUGAUCAAGGCAGCAUCUCCGAAGCAAGGGAUAUACAUGCAGACAUGUCAACAGCAGACCAAGAUGAGCCCGCAAGCCGAUUCUUGAUGUACAAAAUCGCGCUCAGACGUCAGGAUGGAGAAUCAGCGUCCCAAUGUCUGGAAUCUAUCUGCAAGAAGAGUAACAAAGAUCCUACGAUUCUAUACGCCUGCGUGUUGGAAGCGCAACGAUCUGGAGAUCAAAUCCAAAGCAUUGCUGCAUUACAGAGAGUUCUUGAGGAUCAUAAUAUGGAUGCGCUCGACGGUGUUCACUUGCCGGCGCUGCUUCGAUGUACCGCUAGACAGCUAUUUUCUCAGCUUGAGAAAAGCUCUUACCCAUCAGGCGAGCAAAUUGUUGAAGACAUCUGUAAGCUUUUCGAAGGCGCUGUAGCCCAAGCAAGAAAAUCUAGAAAGGACCCUCAUACAUCAUCAUUUACGAUACAUGAGCUUGACUGGUUUUCUCGAAACAGUUACAACCUCUCUUUGAAGCAUUGCUCUACAUGGUCUUAUCAGUAUACGCAAAGGACAGUCACCUCAUGUCUCAAAUUUAUUGAGAUGUAUCCCACAGAUCAAGACCUCACAGCUGCUGACGACUUGAAUUUGAGAAGGCUUUUCUGCUAUUUCUUGAGCGGGUCACUAUUGACUGCCAUGGCACGACAGGAAGAUCUGCGUGAGACACAAUUGCAGCAAUAUCUGGAUUUGAGAAAGGCAGUCGAUUCGUUUCGGGUAGCUUUACCAGACCAAUUGAACAGACUAGGCAAAGGCCCCUCAGCGGACCUUCAACGAAAAUUUCUCAGUCUCUUAGCUUAUGACUUUGAAGCAGCCGCUCGGCUGAAAGCGUGGAAUGACCUCCAGUCGAUCAUCAAGGAAUGUGAAACCCACGGCAACGCCUACGUUUUCUCUGUCCUAGCGGACAUUGUUCUCGCCUCCGAAGCUCCAGCCCACAUAAAAAUCACAACUCUCCAACAAAUCAUCAACGGCACUUGGGCCAAAGGUGGCAAUGACAUCUCCAAGCUCUCUCGCUGGAUCAGAUGUCUCUUCUCUCUUGCCCAAACAAGCCGAACGGAAAUCGCAGAGCAACUGCUUGAGCAGGCAAUCGGCGUAGUCCAGAGCUCCAAGGGCGGGCCAGAUAGCAAUGCCUAUCCCGCGGAGGAGCUCGAAUGGUUAGCAACGAUGACUUUCAACCACGCCAUUGACUUCCAUUCUUCUGGGCAGGAGGUUGAUUGCCGACGUUGGGCGGAGCAAGCUUUGAGGUUGGCUGAUCUUGCGGCGGAUAAUGGUGCUCUGCAUCACCUUUUACAGGAGAAAUAUCAGAACUUGUCAUGGCAGAAGGCUUGA